Messenger RNA from Drosophila takahashii, 2969 nucleotides. It is a transcript of the gene mi, whose product is annotated as minus. The record is from RefSeq and is a predicted model, not a curated record. NCBI's taxonomy places the organism in Eukaryota, Metazoa, Arthropoda, Insecta, Diptera, Drosophilidae.
AACUGGACAUUUAGCUGGAGCUCGGAUUGUGCGAAACAACAACAAUAAAUGCCCGCAAAACUUGCGUUUCUACGCGCGUUUUUCGCUUGGGCGGCUUAGUUUUCCCACGACCUGGGGAAAAGUGCCACAUUUCCAAAAGAAUGGCCACCAGCAACUCGAUUAGGAAUAAAAUAAACAACAGCUACGAAUCGGAGCCUUCCACAGGAAGCGGGUCUUCGCUCAGUGAAAACAAUGAGGGCCAAAUAUCUGACGAGGAGCACAUGAAUCUGCCGUAUCUGAUGAAACCAAAACCACUGACUAGCGAAACCCCAACGCCACCCAACCAAAAGCCAGGCAGCCAGGAAUCCCAGUUCCUUGGCUUCGGCGACAGUCCAUAUGGCCAGGUGAACAAGCGUUUGUAUGGCUCCCAGCUGCAGAACCUCAAGCUGCCCGAGGUGGAGCCUCCCCCGCCUGCCGUCCGUCGCCCCUCGCCGGGAAAGAUCGUCUUUCCCCGGUUCUACGACACCCUCAUCGAGGAGAACAGCUGCAAUGCCGUGGACAUGGCCGUUUCGGUGGCCAUAACUUCCACCACGACAACGGGCAGCCUCUCCUUCGAUGGCAAAAUCAAAAGUCUGACUGCGAGACCAGAGGAGCAGCCAGGAACCUCCAAUCCAAAUCCCCCACGACCCUCCAACGUUCUGGAAACCUCGCUGCAGAAGUUCAACAACGAACGAUCGCCCGAUCUCUUUGCCGACAGCGACGAGGAUGCGGAGAACGAUGAGCAGUUGGAAAAGGAACGCGCCACGAGGCUGGAGGAUCUCCCUGAGGUCCUGGAGGAGUCGCAGUGCACCAGCGAUGUGCGCGCCCGCUGCUCGCUGAACGCGCCCACCGAAUCCAGCUUCGUGGACGAGCAGACAAUGGACCUCUCGGCCACCCAGCUAAAUGCCAAUGAUCCGCGUUCGCAUUUCUUGGAGAACUGCCGGCGAGAGCGGGAACUCUAUCGGCGGAUACGGCGCUGUCUGCAGGGCGUCCGUCCGCCGCCCACGGUGACCACACCCGAUGUGGAUGUCAUCAAAAUGGUGCUCGGCAUGAAGGCGAAUGUACUGAACUUUUUGUCUAAAGAUGCGCCCGCUUCAACGCCCACAAUUGAGGAUAGUGGCAUUAGCGAAUCAACCUCGUUGUUUCGACCCACUCACAGUCUCUCGGAGGCUCAAAAUAUGGGCUGGCGGGAGGUGCUGGGAGUGAGACAUCAUGGACUAAGCUACAAUCUAAACAAGGCUGCCGAACAAAAUGAAUACCUCAGCAUGUCCGUGGUGGAUCGAUAUGUGGGCGUGGAAACCGCCACUUCCUACGUUCGAUCCCCCUCGAGCGCCAAAAAGCGUAACAUGCGUAUGAAAAUGCUAACCCAAUCGCCUGGCAAUCGCCUAAGUCACCUGGCCAAGCGCCGUGCCAUAUUUUCCUCUGCAAAUCUGGCCACUAAUUCACAGAAGCUCAACAGCUCAAUUGGACCACAAAUAGUGCUGGAUAAGAAAAAAGCGCGAAAUAAGCGAAAGGCCACGCCCAAACGAAAGACGCCGGGCAGCAAGAAGAAAACCCGCAAGACGCCAUCUUCAUCUGCCCGUAAGCAUCUCUAUCGCACCGAUCUCAUCAAGCCAGGACCUUCGAGGGAGACCUCCAAGCGUGCCCUAUUCCAAAGCCCGGCCAAGACGCUCCAGCAACAGCAGCAACUUAUGCCGCCCAAGCCGCUCUUUAAGCCGGAGAUUGCGAAUCGCGUGGAGCGAUCGAAGCGGGCCCUCUUUUCGCCCGAUCAUCAGGGCACUAGUAAUCAGCUGGAAUCGCUGCUGAAGCGAAAGAGGAACGCCUGCGACGACGAGGACUCCGCUGACAUGGCUAGCCAGAGCAGCAAGCUCUUCCGGGCCGAGAGCAGUGGGCCCAGUGGGCUGACGCCUCGCGCUCUGAAGAUCAAGAGUCAGAGCUUCUGCAUUGGAGCUGGUUCCUCCACGGCGGGUGUUCAGCUAAAGUUGGCGCAGCAAACCACUGCUACCGCUGGCCAAUCGCGGCUCAGUCUUGGGCUCAGCGGCAGCAGUAGCAACCUGGUGAACUCCACCUCGUUUGCAAGCGGUACGCCUCUGGCGAGUAAACUGCAGCGAGCGCAAUCGGAAAUGAGCGCCACUCCGAACAGCAGUAUGACGGAUAACCAGCGAAAGAAACUGCUUUGGGCCGUGUCACAGGCGCUGCAGGAGAGGAAAAUUACACCGAAGCACGAGCAUUUCCGUCAGCAUGCGGCCGACCUAACGCGCAUUGUGAAGCGCAUUUUCCAGGAAUUCUACCUGGGUCACUCGUCCAGCAAUAGCGAAACGUUGCUAAGACUGGCCAAGAAGUUUGCCUUUAGCGUGAUUGGUGGCAAGAACGCGGAUGACGUUUACCUGCAGGCGCGCAGUCAGGAGACCGAGGCCAAGCGGCUGUCGAGCACCCGUCUUUCGGGCUACAUCGGUCCCGAGGAGUUUGCCCAGCGCAAGCUGCUGCUUUCUCAGACAUCCGCAGCAGGAUCGGCAGCAGCCGGUUCGGUGCGAUCCCUGCACAACAUGUUCGGCAGCGAAAACUCCAUCGAUUCAUUUGGUCUGAGUCAAAUGAGCCUGCCGACCAACAACUGCUCGGAUACGCAAUCGAGUAUAGUGGACCGCAUCUCGGAGGAUCUGUUCAGCAAGGAACGGCAGCCCAUUCGGCCGAAUCCCACGCUGCAGAACAGCUCGUCGAAGAGCAAUCUGGGCGGACUGGCGCUGCGCGAGAACGUGGACUGCGAGUUGCGGCGGUCGGCGCAGAAGAACUUCACCGGCAAAGACCAGCAGAACAUCAGUCCCUACUUUGGAGGCGGCGGAAGUAACGGCUCGGCCCGGAAGUUCCAAAUGCCGCCCGUGGGAAACAGCAACAACUCGGGAGGCAAGGCCAAGCGACAGAUUUCCUUUGACUGCUAAAACAGUAGAGCUAAA